CCCUGAAGAAUACAUUGAUACAAAGGCCCCAUUACCUCAAGACCUAGACACACCUGAUUGCAUGAAAAUGAUGGAUCUUCCAUUUAGUAUUCAUGCUUUUCAGCAUUUGAGGGGUAUCCAAGAACGGAUCAAUCUUACAGCACCAGUAUUAUCAAAAGAAGAUCCUAUCUUUAUCAGCUUAUCAAGAAGAUUAGGUAGAAGUAUUGAAGAAAUAGGCCAUAGAAUUAAUGCAGCCUUGUUGAAGAAUACAUCAUCAUGGGUGUUGUAUAACAUGGCUUCAUUUUACUGGAGGAUGAAGAAUGAGCCGUAUCAGGUGGUGGAAUGUGUCAUUCGGGCAUUACAUUUUUCUCCACG
This is a messenger RNA of Rhincodon typus (whale shark), 354 nucleotides long. Its product is annotated as tetratricopeptide repeat protein 17-like. The record is from RefSeq and is a predicted model, not a curated record. Gene Ontology annotation, biological process: cilium organization; actin filament polymerization. The transcript has 3 exons. NCBI's taxonomy places the organism in Eukaryota, Metazoa, Chordata, Chondrichthyes, Orectolobiformes, Rhincodontidae. Gene Ontology annotation, cellular component: cytoplasm; actin cytoskeleton. The annotation marks the transcript as partial.